This is a messenger RNA of Paraglomus brasilianum, 276 nucleotides long. Lineage: Eukaryota; Fungi; Glomeromycota; Glomeromycetes; Paraglomerales; Paraglomeraceae. The record is from the annotation of a GenBank genome assembly.
AUGGUUCAAGUAGACUCGUCGUCAACGGCCAUCGGCCUCUUGUUCAAUGCAGCCAAGGUACUGGCUGACCAACAAACCAAAAUGUCAAUCGAAUCCGUUCAUUUUAUGGACGGCUUGGUGCACCUCAAUAUGCGAGACAUAUUGACAGGAGACGAUAAGACAAAAGAAGAGGAUACAAAUAUCCAACACACGGAUAUUAAUUAUCAGCUGGAUUAUGAUCUGGUCAGUGAGAGAUAUACGGGCGAAAAUAACAACUACUCCACGGAUUAUGACCCG